GAGGAUCCCACGUGCCGCGGAGCGGCUGGGCCCGUGAGCCAUGGCCGCUGAGCCUGCGCAUCCGGAGCCUGUGCUCCGCAGCGGGAGAGGCCACAACAGUGAGAGGCCCGCGUACCGCAAAAUAAUAAUAAUAAUAUUGGCUAUGUUCCCUGUGCUCUUUUUGUGUGUGUUUUUUUUUUUUUUUCUGGCCAUACCAUGCAGCAGGUGGGAUCUUAGUUCCCCGACCAGGGAUCAAACCCGUGCCCCCUGCAUUGGGAGCGUGAAGUCUUAACUACUGGACCACCAGGGAAGUCCCUCCUUGGUUUGUACAGUAUAUCCUUGUAGCUUAUUUUAUAUAUAGUAGUUUGUACCUCUUAAUCCCCUACCCCUAUAUUACCCCUCCCCCACCUUCCAUAUCCCAUCUGAUAACCACCAGUUUGUUCUCUGUAUCUAUGAGUCAGUUUCUUUUUUGUUAUAUUCACUAGUUUGUUAUAUUUUUUAGAUUCCACAUAUAAAUGAUAUCAUACAGGCUUCUGCCAUCUUUCCAGCCCUCUGUCAGACAGGCGUGGAGACGCUUCUAGAAGUAACAUCAUGAUGGCUGCCCAAUGAGAACCCUAAGUUCAGUUCAAACUUGUAUUGGUUGGUGAUGGUGGUACUGGAAAAACUACAUUUGUGAAACGUCAUCUGGUGAAUUUGAGAAGUAUGUAGCUACCUUGGGUGUCGAGGUCCAUCACCUUGUGUUCCAUACCAACAGAGGACCUAUUAAGUUCAACGUAUGGGAUACAGCUGGUCAGGAGAAAUUUGGUGGACUGAGAGAUGGCUAUUAUAUACAAGCUCAGUGUGCCAUUUGAUGUAACAUCGAGAGUUACUUACAAGAACGUGCCUAACUGGCAUAGAGAUCUUGUACAAGUGUGUGAGAACAUCCCCAUCGUGUUGUGUGGCAACAAAGUGGGUAUUAAGGACAGAAAGGUUAAGGCACAGUCAAUUGUCUUCCACCGAAAGAAGAAUCUUCAGUACUAUGACACUUCUGCCAAAAGUAACUACAACUUUGAAAAGCCCUUCCUCUGGCUUGCUAGAAAACUGAUGGGACACCCUAACUUGGAGUUCAUCUCCAUGCCUGCUCUCGCCCCGCCAGAGGUGGUCAUGGACUCAGCGUUGGCAGCGCAGUACAGGCGGGAUCUAGAGGUUCCUCAGACAACUGCCCUCCCAGAUGAAGAGAAAGUGAAGCUGGACUCCAGCGUCAGAAAUCUAGUUUUAUAGGCAACUGUCCUGUGAUGUCAGUGGUGCAGCGUGUUUGCCACUUUACUAUAUAGCUAAGCAGAACAUGUGCUUAAUCUUUGGGAUGCUGAAGGAGAUGAAUGGGCUUCGGAGUGAAUGUGGCAGUUAAAAAAAAA
This is a messenger RNA of Orcinus orca (killer whale), 1373 nucleotides long. Its product is annotated as GTP-binding nuclear protein Ran-like. Gene Ontology annotation, biological process: ribosomal subunit export from nucleus; protein import into nucleus. Bases 796 to 1239 code for a protein of 147 amino acids. The transcript has a single exon. The record is from RefSeq and is a predicted model, not a curated record. Gene Ontology annotation, cellular component: cytoplasm; nucleus. Gene Ontology annotation, molecular function: GTPase activity; GTP binding. NCBI's taxonomy places the organism in Eukaryota, Metazoa, Chordata, Mammalia, Artiodactyla, Delphinidae.